Cloeon dipterum is the source of this 3535-nucleotide messenger RNA. It is a transcript of the gene HDAC6, whose product is annotated as histone deacetylase 6. The coding region runs from base 270 to 3527 and encodes 1085 amino acids. Lineage: Eukaryota; Metazoa; Arthropoda; Insecta; Ephemeroptera; Baetidae. Gene Ontology annotation, molecular function: transcription factor binding; zinc ion binding; histone deacetylase activity. Gene Ontology annotation, cellular component: histone deacetylase complex. Gene Ontology annotation, biological process: negative regulation of transcription by RNA polymerase II. The record is from RefSeq and is a predicted model, not a curated record. The transcript has 19 exons.
GCAUUUCCCUUCUCUGGUAGGUGUGUCCGAUUUCAACGUCGAGUGGGCGCGCGCGUUUGUUUACAUCUCGCUGGUCUCACGCAAAUGCGGGGGACAGCAAUGUUCUGCGCGAUCUGCUGACCUCUUUCGCCUUUUUCGUCGUACACAACGUAAUAGUUCGUAGGUGGUGCCCUGACGUGAAGGAUGCGCGCAGAAUCAUUCUAAAAAUCUGUUUAGAUUUCUCCAUUUAUUGAGUGUCCUUCAGCCACGAUUCCAGCUCUUUGACCAUCAUGGUUGUCACUGACGAGAACAAGAAAGUUGGCAAGAAAAACCCAGAGAAAGAUCUGCUGAAGGGGAGCAAACGAGCGGCUCCAAACAGAAAGUCACCCGCCUUGCUGGCCGCCAUGCGACAGGCCAAGCAGGCCCACAAAAAGGCCUCCAGCAGGGACGUCCUCGUCGCCAACCCUUACCAAGUGGCUGAAGAGUCAAAGGACAGAGUCCAGGGAGCGACGGCCAUGAUUUCCGAACCGCGAAUGGCAGAGCACCUGUGCCACUGGGAUCGCAGCUACCCCGAGUGCCCGGAACGGCUAACCAAAACCGUGGAACGGUGCAAGGAGCUCGGCCUGCUGGACAGGUGCUCUUCCCUACAGCCUUACUCUGCCUCCACUGAGGACGUGUUGGCCAUUCACACGGAGAAGCUGGUCAACCUGCUCAAGGGCACCGACAAGAGCGAGAACUGGGACCAACUCGAGGAGAUCUCUUCUCGAUACGACGCCAUUUAUAUCCACCCGACUACUUAUGAAAUGGCUUUUCUCGCUGCUGGCUCCGCCACAAAGCUGGUGGAGGCUGUCUGUAAGGGAGAGGCGCAAAAUGGCAUGGCCCUCAUCAGGCCUCCAGGUCACCAUGCGAUGGAGGACGCCUUCUGCGGCUACUGCUUCUUCAACAACGUCGCUGUGGCCGCCAAAAAAGCGCUGGACAACGGUUGGGCGCGCAAGGUGCUUGUCGUGGACUGGGACGUGCACCACGGCCAGGCAACGCAGCAGCAGUUUUACUCUGAUCCGCGCCUCCUCUACUUCUCAGUGCACCGCUACGAGCAUGGCUCUUUCUGGCCCAACCUCAAGGAGUCCGACUUCAACUUCGUGGGCGCGGGGCCCGGCGCUGGCUGCAAUGCCAACGUCCCGCUCAACCGCACUGGAAUGGGCGACGCGGACUACUUAGCUAUUUUUCACCACCUGCUUUUGCCUCUUGCACACCAGUUCGCACCAGAUCUUGUUUUGGUUUCCGCUGGCUAUGACUCAGCUCUCGGCGAUGAAAAGGGUGAGAUGAACCUGACUCCUGCUCUUUACGCGCAUCUGACCAACAUGCUAUCUGUCCUCGCCAAUGGCAAACUCGCCAUCUUAAUGGAGGGUGGAUAUUGUCUCCGCUCCCUCGCAGAGUCGGCCGCUCACACCCUGCGAGCGCUGCUGGGUGACCCUUGCCAACCGCUAGGCAGCCUGCCUGCUCCCUCCGACAGCAUUUGCGAGUCGAUCGUCAACACGCUGUAUUCCCUACGGCCCUUCUGGGACGUGUUCAAGUACCAUCCCAACUUGAAGGACGAACGCGCCGACCAGUUGAAGAUUCACUUCCCUGAGGUGGUGUGGAAGGGGCCUGACGAGCCCCCUGCCACUGUUUUUGCCACCAGGGACUGCUACCCGCUGCAGAGCGACGAGUUUAAGGCCCGCGUCAACGCUAAACUCGACUCCAUCAUGAAUGGCUAUGACCUGAGUUUUCCUACUCACCGCCUGGGACUGGUCUACUGCGAGUCCAUGAUGGACCACGUGAACGAGGGCGAGAUAACUCAUGUUGAGAGCCCCAAACGCAUUUCUACCAUCUAUGAAAGGCACAAAGAAUUUGCCUUGCUAGAGCGUUGCCUCCUUCUGCAGCCAAAGAAAGCAAGCUUGGAUCAGUUGAAGAAGGUACACUCGGAGAGUCACGUGCAGAGGAUGCAAAACACCAGCCUGAAGUCUUCAGGCGUGCUGGCAGACAUGGCGCAGGCCUUCAAUUCUAUCUACCUCAACAAGGAAACUUUCAAAUGCGCUGAACUAGCUGCUGGUUGUGUCGUGCAGGCUGUCGACUCUGUGAUGACAGGAAAGUGUCGAGCCGCAGCGGCUAUCGUCCGUCCGCCAGGACACCACGCCAGCGCCUCCACCCCUUGUGGUUUCUGCAUAUUUAAUAACGUUGCCGUCGCUGCCCAGCAUGCGCUCGACACAUACAACCUUGAAAGAAUAUUGCUACUUGACUGGGAUGUCCAUCACGGAAAUGGGACGCAAGAGAUGUUCAAGAAAGAUCCAAGGGUGCUGUAUGUAUCAAUGCACAGGUACGACAACGGCACCUUCUUCCCUGCCAAUAUUUCCACGCAGGAAGCAGAGGCAGCAAGUGCGGAUUACGUCGGAGUUGGACAGGGCGUGGGCUAUUGCGUCAACAUCCCGUGGAACAAGAAGGGAAUGGGAGACCCAGAAUAUCUGGCUGCCUUCCUGCAGGUGGUUUUGCCCAUUUCGUACCAGUUCAAUCCUCAACUGGUGCUGGUAUCUGCUGGCUUUGACGCUGCCGUUGAUGAUCCUCUUGGAGGUUGCAAGGUCAGUCCAGAGAUGUAUGGUCUGAUGACGCGGUGGCUGCAGGGUCUGGCUGGGGGCCGGCUGGUGGUUGCCCUGGAGGGAGGUUACAAUGUUACAAGCAUUUCUUACGGCUUCACCAUGUGCAGCAAGGCCCUACUCGGCGACCCUAUCGCCAGCGUGGAGUCGACAAGGAUGGCGCCAAACCAGAGUGCCGUCGCCAGCAUCCGCAAGACGCAGCAGGCGCACAAGCCGCACUGGUCCUGCCUUAAAUUUUACGACUACUGUCUGCCUAACCGAGAUGGAGAGGUCCCUAUGGGAAGUUACGACUCAAAGACAGAGACCGACGAGCUUGACCAGGCCAUGUCCAGUCUUAGUCUGUCCUCCUCGCUUUCCCCUGGCGUGUCCUCGACACAGUCCCCUGUCGACUCGGACAAGCCUAGCUUCUCGGAAGCGAGCACCUCUCAGGGCAUCUCCUCCAGUGCGGCUUCGUCACCUGAAGGGGAAACCAUCACCCUCGACUCAGGAGAGAAGCAACAAGCUGCUGGCCAAACUCUGGAGGAUUAUCUUCGUGAAUUACAAGCGCAAGGAGAUGAGUUUAGCUUGGUUGUCCCUAUUUCCGACUGUCCCCAUUUGGACAGGGUAGAGCCCUUACCUGAGAAGGGAAUCGACUUGAGUGAGAAGUGUGCCGGGUGCCAAUCUGAGGCGGAGAACUGGACCUGCCUCACUUGCUACUCGGUGAUGUGCGGACGGUAUGUUGAAGGACACAUGAAACUGCACAGCGAGCAGCACUCGCACCCGUUGGUUCUCAGCUUUUCUGACCUCUCUGUCUGGUGUUACGGCUGCGAAAGCUACGUUGACGCGCCGGCUGUGCAUGAAGCCAAAAAUGCAGCUCACUUGGCCAAGUUUGGCACUGAGAAGCCGUGGACGUACGGAGAGACCAUUAAAAUGGAAUAAUUUACUAA